Messenger RNA from Haemorhous mexicanus (house finch), 7551 nucleotides. It is a transcript of the gene AGTPBP1, whose product is annotated as ATP/GTP binding carboxypeptidase 1. The coding region runs from base 389 to 4168 and encodes 1259 amino acids. Lineage: Eukaryota; Metazoa; Chordata; Aves; Passeriformes; Fringillidae. Gene Ontology annotation, molecular function: zinc ion binding; metallocarboxypeptidase activity. The record is from RefSeq and is a predicted model, not a curated record. The transcript is spliced from 29 exons. Gene Ontology annotation, biological process: C-terminal protein deglutamylation; proteolysis; protein side chain deglutamylation.
GCGCGCCUCCCGCUCUGCCGGGCGGCCCUGCACCAGCGAGGCUGCGGUGAGCCCUGGCCCUGCCGGCCGCCGAACGCUGCGGCUGUGCCACCGCUGCCCCGCCGGAGGAGUAACGCAGCAUGGGCAUUGGGUGGAAAAUACGGCGGUUGGGAUAACAUUUGCCCUGUGUGCCGUGCGACUUGGCCUGCUCAACGUCUGUUUGUCUUAACGCUCCGUGGGAUUUCAAGAUAGUGUACACCUGAAGGCUGCUGGGGCAAAGCUAAGACACCUGUUAACUCAACUCAAGCUGGAAUUCUUGUGAAAAGUUAAGCAUUUUCUUCCUGGCUGUUGGGAAAAGAUUCUGCUUUCAGUUGUCAGAGAUGGUGAUUUGAAGAAUCAUACUUCCGAUAUGAACAAAGCAAAAGCAUCAUCUGAAAAAAGUGUUUCUGCCAGUUCUCGGACUAUAUCCCUGCUGUCACAGCUGGAGAAGAUAAAUUCAGGCUCUGCGUUAGGAGAAUCAGAUAGUGCCAGAUAUGUUACCUCAAAGAUCCUUCAUCUGGUCCAGAGUCAAGAAAAAACCAGGAAGGAGAUGACUUCUAAGGGCUCCACUGGAAUUGAAGUUAUCCUGUCAACCCUAGAGAAUACAAGGGAUCCUCAAACUAUUCUAAAUAUAUUGAAUAUUCUCAUUGAGAUAGUCUCAGUGGGUGGCGGUCGAAGAGCAAGUGUCUUAGUCACCAAAGGAGGAACACAGAUCUUGUUGCAGCUGCUUUUGACUGCCAGCAAAGACUCUCCACCAAAUGAAGAAUUAAUGGUGCUUCUUCAUACUCUUCUUGCAAAAAUUGGUCCAAAAGACAAGAAGAUUGGCAUGAAAGCAAGAAUAAAUGGUGUCCUAAACAUAUCAUUGAAUUUAGUGAAGCAUAAUUUGCAGAACCACAGGCUAGUAUUGCCAUGUCUUCAACUAUUAAGAGUUUAUUCAACCAACUCUGUAAAUGCAGUAUCUCUGGGAAAGAAUGGAGUAGUAGAACUGAUGUUUAAGAUUAUUGGCCCUUUUAGUAAAAGGAACACUAGCCUCAUGAAGGUUGCUUUAGACACACUUGCUGCAUUGCUAAAAUCAAAAACUAAUGCCAGGAGAGCAGUAGACAGAGGAUAUGUGCAGGUGCUUAUAACGAUUUAUGUUGAUUGGCACCGUCACGAUAGUCGGCACAGAUACAUGCUGAUACGUAAAGGAGUGUUACAGUGCAUUAAAAGUGUUACGAACAUCAAACUGGGAAGAAAAGCAUUUAUUGAUGCCAAUGGGAUGAAAAUUCUUUACAACACUUCACAGGAGUGCCUUGCAGUAAGAACUCUUGAUCCUCUUGUCAAUACAUCCAGCCUAAUAAUGAGAAAAUGUUUUCCCAAAAAUCGUCUUCCUUUACCAACUAUUAAAAGUGCUUUCCAUUUUCAACUCCCAGUUAUCCCAGCCAGUGGUCCUGUGGCUCAGCUGUACAAUUUGCCUCCUGAUGUGGAUGAUGUAGUAGAUGAAAGUGAUGAUAACGAUGAUGCUGAAACAGAAUCAGAACUUGAAACUGAAAUUGAUGAUGACAAGGACCAGCAUUUUGAGAAUGAUGAUAUUGAGACUGAUAUUAAUAAACUGAAACCUAAGCAGGAGCUGGGAAGAUCCAUAGAAGAACUGAAAAUGUAUGAGCAAUUUUUCCCAGAACUUUCAGAAAACUUUCAGGAAUGGGACUUAGUUUCCAAGGAACCAAAGCCUUUUGUACCUGAUGCAAAUUUGAGUGGACCUAUUGUUGUUCCUACAGCCAGUGAGGAGCACUCUGCUGAAGCAAACCCGUCAACAAAAGGAGCUACUUUAAAGGAGUGCAGUCUUUUAUUGACAGAGGAAUACAAUAGAAGGCCAGCGUUUCUGGAACUACCAAAGAAAGAUAACGUGAAAGGCAGUAGUUUACAUCAGCAAAAUGAUCAAAGAAAUAUGCUUCCAUCAUGCCAGUGUCUAAGCCAAGACAUUGUGAAAGGCUUGGACAGAAUCAGUCUCCAGAACAGUGCAAAAAAUGAUCAAAUGAUCAGUACAGGGUGUGGAGCUGAGAAGGAAAGCAAAGCUAGCAUUACCACACCUGCUUGUAGUAAACCCUGUGAGCAUGUUUCACCCUGUGGAGGUAGUCUCUUUGAAGGAUCAUCUGUCCAGCUGGGAAAACUCUGCUGCACUGGAGUGGAUUCAGAGGAGGAGGAGGAUUCCAGAUCUAGUUCAUCAGGAGAACAUGCCAUGCUUCAAGUUUCUGAUAUAUCACCAGUUCAUGACUGUGAUCUUUAUCUUGAAAUGGUGAAGGACACGAAGUCUAUUCCAGAAUACUCAGAAGUGGCCUAUCCAGAUUAUUUUGGCCAUAUUCCACCCCCAUUCAGGGAACCUAUUCUGGAAAGGCGGUAUGGAGUGCAGAGGACAAAAAUCUGUCAAGACAUUGAAAGGCUGAUUUAUCAAAAUGACAUUAUAGAUAGAGUUGUGUAUGACCUUGAUAAUUCGAGUUGCUCUAUACCAGAGGAGGCAGAUCUUUUGAAGUUUAAUUCCAAAUUUGAAUCUGGAAACCUGCGCAAAGUUAUUCAGAUCAGAAAAAAUGAGUAUGAUCUAAUUCUGAACUCAGAUAUAAAUAGCAAUCAUUAUCAUCAGUGGUUCUACUUUGAAGUCAGUGGAAUGAAAACUGGCAUUGCUUACCGGUUUAACAUCAUCAACUGUGAAAAGUCAAACAGUCAGUUCAACUAUGGUAUGCAGCCCCUCAUGUAUUCUGUUCAGGAAGCACUACUUUGUCGACCAUGUUGGACUCGUGUUGGGACAGAUAUUUGUUACUACAAGAAUCACUUUUCAAGAAGUUCAAUUGCUGCUGGGGGCCAGAAAGGAAAAUCCUAUUACACAAUUACAUUCACGGUGACUUUCCAGCACAAAGAUGAUGUGUGCUACUUUGCUUACCAUUAUCCAUAUACAUAUUCAACUUUAAAGAUGCAUCUUAGGAAGCUGGAAUCUAUGCACAACCCUCAACAGAUAUAUUUUCGGCAUGAUGUUCUCUGUAAGACCCUGGCAGGCAACAGCUGUCCAUUAGUCACUAUUACAGCCAUGCCAGAGUCCAGUUACUAUGAACAUAUCUGUCAGUUCAGGAAUCGUCCUUAUAUAUUCCUGUCUGCUCGUGUGCAUCCUGGAGAGACUAAUGCAAGCUGGGUUAUGAAGGGAACACUGGAAUACCUUAUGAGCAAUAGUCCAAAUGCACAGUCUUUACGGGAAUCUUAUAUUUUCAAGAUUAUUCCCAUGCUCAAUCCAGAUGGUGUCAUCAAUGGGAACCACCGUUGCUCUUUAAGUGGAGAAGAUUUAAACAGACAGUGGCAAAAUCCAAAUCCAGAUCUGCAUCCCACUAUUUACCAUGCUAAAGGGUUACUGCAAUAUCUGGCUGCUAUAAAACGUUUGCCUUUGGUCUACUGUGAUUAUCAUGGUCAUUCUCGCAAAAAGAAUGUAUUUAUGUAUGGCUGCAGUGUCAAAGAGACAAUGUGGCAUACAAGUCUUAGUGCUGCCUCUUGCGACCUGAUGGAGGACCCUGCUUACAGGGCACUCCCCAAGAUCCUGAGUCAGACUGCCCCUGCAUUCUGCAUGGGCAGCUGCAGCUUUGUAGUGGAAAAGUCCAAGGAAUCUACAGCACGAGUUGUUGUCUGGAGAGAGAUAGGAGUACAAAGAAGCUACACAAUGGAAAGCACAUUAUGUGGAUGUGACCAGGGCAAGUAUAAAGGAUUGCAGAUAGGUACAAGAGAACUGGAGGAGAUGGGAGCAAAGUUCUGUGUUGGCUUGCUACGUUUAAAAAGAAUGUCCUCACCUUUGGAAUACAGUCUGCCUUCUAGUCUGUUGGAUAUUGAAAAUGAACUUAUUGAGUCAAGCUGUAAAGUGACAAGCACUGGCAAGGCCUGCGCACCGGGAGAACUGUGUUGCUCAGUAAAUGAGUGUCAUGGACCUACUGGAGAUAGUUCAGUGAGGACUCCUAGGAUGUUGAAGGGACCGAUGUUCCUCUCACAGGAGGGCAAAAUGAGGAAACUAGUAAUCAAGAGAAAAAACCCUGAACAAACAAAAAUCACCCCACUACAUAUGUCUUGGAUGAAGAUGAGCCUCGCUUCCUUGAAGAAGUUGAUUACAGCGCAGAGAGUAAUGAUGAAGACGUUGAAUUAGCUGAUAAUGUGGGUGAUUAUGAGGCAACUAAUCAAGAUGAUGGACUUUCAGACCCAGAUUCAACAAGGAUACUCCUUUCUUGAACCAACUUUGCUGCCAGUAACAGAAAAUAAAGUAUCCUGAAUUUCCAGUCAUAUACUUCCUUGCUGUUUUCUACAAAGGGGAUAAGCUUCAGUUAACACAAUUAACUGGGGCCUGCAUAGCUCAAGGACAGUAAAUAUUUCUGAUAAAUUUGCAUUUGUUUUAUUUAAGGAGUUCUGUGUAUUCUUUAAGCCGUAAAUAGAUAAAUUUAUUUACCAGUUUAUUUUCUACUAAAUAGUACUGCAUGGCAUUUUGUGUCCUUAAACCCUAUCUUCAGAGAAAUGGAUUAUAAUUUUUAGUGUGUCAGAGUACAGAAAAUAAUUUUUUGUGGUACAGUUCUUUGAGUUGCUUCCUGAAAAAUACAUAUGUACAGAUUUUCUAAAUUAAUUUGUGUAUGUCUGUGUAUAUGCGCGUGUGUAUACCGAGGUGAAGAGGUUAUUUUUUGACAUUAUUUCAAUGAUACUUGAUUGUGUUUGAAGCAAUGCAGUGCCUGCUCUGAAACAAUUCAAUAAGUACUAAAUUAAAAAUGAGAACAUGAUGUAUUAAUUUUUGCACUUGUUUCUUGCUUCUUAUGAUUAUGUGGUUUUGCCACAGUAUUAAGUGAAAAUUCUUACUAAUGUCUGUUCAGAGUUCAGGAAUUUUGCACAGUGACCAAUGCAGCCUGUGCUUAGAAGAACUAGACUCCUGUAUAAAACUCACCCUUAAGAUAGGCAUGAUUUAAUUUGAAGUUCUCUUGUUAAGUGUACUUGUCUUCAGGAAGAGGUCAGGUAUGUACACUCUAUGUAUAUUCAACUACCCAGCUGCUCCAUUUUUCUUCUUGAAUAUGCACGUAGUUAAAAACUGUUCACUUUACUGGAGGCACAUUUACUAUAUACCCAAUUCAACUGCUUUAAGGGGGAUAGUGCAUUUCAGUUUAAACUGUUUUUCCUGAUUGCAGCCUUGUGCUAACUCUGCUCUGAUAAGGAGAUUGGACUGCAACCUCCUGAGUCUGUUCCAGGCUGAAUAAUUAUUCUGUGGUUCUGUAUUCUUCAUGUUUAAAGUCAAGCUGUCAGGUAUGGGAUUUACACUUCAUCUUCUCCUAUUGUCUUCUAAUUCUUAUUGCCUUUUGCCUCUGCUUAAAAUAAGAUCUAAUAGAAAAAUUAAGAGAAUUGUAGUCCGUGGUUUACAGAAUUGACUAGUUUUGCAAUGAAAAAUAAUUUUCAAAAAUUAUAUUUUUACUUAAUGUGACCCAGUUGUGGCAUUCAUUUUCUUCUGUGUGUGCAAGGGCUUUAAGAACAUGAAGAAUAACAUUUCUAACUUAUACCAGGUUUUUAACUGAUGGGGAUUUUCUCUGUUGUUCCAAAUAAAACUGUAUUUUGGAGUGGAAGGGCAUCUUCAGUAGAGGGAUUAAAAAAUAAUAAAAUUUAUGAGAAUCAACUGUAUCAGUGUUUUUCAGCCAGGAGUUGGUUUUGCAUCAGGAUCUGUUCUUUCAAAUUCAGCAGUGUUUGGUAAUGCCUGUCCAUACUAUCCUGAUUCUGAAACUGGGGAAGGGUUUUGAUCCCUUGUUAUAUGUGACUGUAUUUUUGUUUGAAGACUUAAAUUUAUAUUAAUAAACAUAUAGAGAGAGGUAGAGAUGGAAAAGUUGGAAACAUUUAGAGUCUUGUUCCUUUAUAAGUGUUUCUCUGUAGUGAAAGUUAUCUUUCCUUGUGUUCUGUGAACUACAUACUGUAAAUAAGAAUAUUUAUUUAUUACCCUGUUGAAGAGGAGUCCUAUGCAUUGAAAGUAGAGGAAUUUGGGAACCUGUCAAAUGGAAGAAUUAACUUUGCCACAGAAUUUGAAUUAUUUUUCUGUCCAAUGACAGCAGUUCAAAAUGCUCAUAUUGCCCUGUCAGUCUUAUACUGUUAUCUGCAUAAAUAGAUUUUCAUCCUUAAGAACUCCUGCUUCAGUGGGAGUAGUAUUAAUAAAUAAAAUGAUUCAUAAACAAUUUCAGUUAAAUUUCAGAGAAUACAGGAUGCCACAUGUUUGUUAACUGCAUUGUGUAUGUCUUCUUAGGUUUCAUUUGAAUUUGUAUUAAUCUUGGAAAGCUAUUUUUAUACUACUGGCAAGACUUCAUCCAUGUAGAAAGAAUUGUGGCUUAGUAGUACAAAAUUGUCCUUUUCUCCUGAGCACGAAUCUAUGUUUGUUCUUCUCAUGACUCCUACAACUUUAAAUCUGUGCAAAAAGAGUUGUCAGCUAUAUAAUGUCUCAGGAUAACAUUGUUUAUACAUUAGAUUGUAAUGCAGUUAUGCAUUAGAUGUCACUUAGGUGUUGGAUGUCACUCUGGCAGCUGUUGGUCUGAACUUCUGCCAGUGUAAUUCUAAUGCAAGAGGUGAAACUUUGUCCCUAUCUUACACAUUGUUGAAAAUGCAAAGGUACCUCAAACAUUUUCCAGUACUUGCCUUUUGAAAGGUAAAGUCUCCAUUUGUGCUCAUGGGCAUGCCAGUUCAUGGGCAGAACUGCUGCAGUGAAAACUGCUCCAUACUGUUUAUCCCUUCUCCAGUACCUAUUGCCGUUGUUGCCGUGGUGUUGACAGACAUGCUGGUGCCCCCAUUAUGCGUUUUGGUGGGAAGUCUGGUGUUUGGCUGAAAAAGGAAAAGCUAACACUCAGCACACAUUCCAUUCUGUUACUGUGGCAUUUGCCCUGAAGAAAUGGGCAGAAUGAUAGCAAAGAAUGGCAGCAUCUUGGACUGUCACAAGCCUUGCAGAUUGGGCAUGGUCUGUCCCAGACAAUUGACUGUCUUUACUCUAUGCAUUGGCAUUUCAAUGUGGCUUUGGUUUUAAAUGAUGGUGUUUGCUAUAAGCAUGACUGGUUCUGUAUAGGCAAAGAAGAUAUCCCUAGAUCUUCCUCCAGUAAUAACAACAAAUAAGACUAUAAAAACAAUUACAUCUGGAUUAUUUACUGUCUUGCUUCUAAGUAAUUGCUGGACGAUGAAUCACUCUAUUCCCUUUUCAGAAAUAAUUCAAGCUGCAUCACAAAUUUUGGUACUGUGUCUUCACUGGUGGCAUCCCCUGGUGUAAUAUAACUUAAAGCAAUUUGUGCCAAAAUCUUGCCUGGUCAUUUUUUGAGGUGGAUAUCUUUGUCAGCCUGACUUACCAGGGAGUUUGGUUUGAAUCUCAAAUAAGACUGCAGAAGCAGUAAACACUGUUCACGAAAUGCAAAAAUACAAGGUUUCAGAUAAUUUCUGUUUUAAUCCUGUAAUAGAUAUAAUUGUUGCAGUGUUAGUAUGCAUGCCCCAAAUGUCAAUACUUACUAAUAAAAAUGCGUAAUAAAGGAUUACUUACAA